Molecule: messenger RNA, 3020 nt
Organism: Vidua chalybeata
Lineage: Eukaryota; Metazoa; Chordata; Aves; Passeriformes; Viduidae
Gene: SDCCAG8
Product: SHH signaling and ciliogenesis regulator SDCCAG8
Exons: 19
Coding region: 358-2646 (762 amino acids)
Biological process (GO): establishment of cell polarity; neuron migration; tube formation
Cellular component (GO): centriole; centrosome
Source: RefSeq, a predicted model, not a curated record
UUCCCGCCCCGAUCCGCCCCGGCCGUGGCGGGACCGGCGCCGAGCCCGCUGCAGGCCCGAGGGCGUAGGCGGACGGGCUGUGCUGUGCGCAGGCGCGACUGCGGCCGCGAUCCACAACAAAGGGGAGACGGGUUGCGGCGACCACCCUUUCCCGGUUGCAGGGGGUGGGCGGUGGGCGGGGACUCUGCCUCCGGCAGCGCGGUGCAUGCCGGGACUUGUAGUCCUGGCGGCGGUAUUCCCGCCAUCGGGAAGCGCGACGGAUUCCUGGCGUUGCUAGUGUCGGCUGCGGCGGCCGACGGCAACGGUCAGCCACCAGGAGCCGGAGGGAUCCCCGCAGGUGGCUGCUUGGAGACCCCCAUGCGGGAAGGUAGAACAGGUGGAACUGCUGUCCCCCAGCUUCGCCGCGGGGAGCCUCCGGUGCCGGGGGACAGCGCCGGCUGCUGCCCGGCAGCCAGCGGCGCCCUGAUGCGGGCGCCCCGCGGGGAGCGCGCCCUGGAGGAGUCCCUGGAGCUGUACCAGAGGCGCCUCCGAGAACGUGCCAGUGAAAGCAUCUCUCAACUGAAACAUGCCUUGGCAAAAGGUGAUGGCACUGGAUUUGACCAGUCCUCUGUGGAUGAGGGCAGUGACAAUGCAGACAGGGACAAUGAUGACUGUGGGACUGCAGCCAGUCAGGAACUGCAGCACAGUCAUGCAGUUAACCAACUUAAAAUUUUGUUGCAACACCAAGAAAGAAUGGAAAGUGAAGAGUCUCCCUCAAGAAGGAAGAAUUCAUUCCAGAAGCCCCCAGAAGCUGUGCCUGCAGACCUACCAGCCCUUUCCGAUCUUGUUCCUAUAAUCACUGAUCAGUCACAGUACAUUAAACAUUUGGAAGCAGAAGUGAAAUUUUACAAGGAGGAGUUGUGUGGGGUGAAAGAUCAGGAACAGGCAGUUUUACUUGAAAAUGAGGAACUCCAUCAGAAGCUGAAAUUCUUAACUGCAGAAUACAUGUUGAGAGAACAAACUCUACAUGAUGCCUCAGCAAAUAAUCAGAAAUCCUGGCCUGUAGGUGGUAAAGACUGUAGCACACACCAGCCUGUCACCUCAUCACUGGCACAUAACAAAGAUCAGGCUUUUGUUGCAGCAGCUUCUGGAGACAAAGCCAGAUGGCCCGUAGAGUUGGAGAAUCUAAAACUUCUUUAUCAAGAAAAAGUCAAUAUCCUUGAUGCUCAAAUACAGUCUCUAAGAAAAGACCUUUCAGAAUCUCAGAAGACAUGCAAAGAUUUGGAAGGAAGGCUGAAACACCAGAAGUCACUGUUUGCAGCCAGAAAUUCUAGCCAGGUUGGUGGUCUGUGCCUGAACUGUGCCCAGCACGAGGCCAUUCUUGCACAGACUCACUGCAAUGUCCACGUGCAGACCAUCGAGAGGCUGACGAGAGAAAGAGAUGACUUGAUGGAUGCACUUGUUUCAGUGAGACAAAGCAUAAAAGAGAUGCAGCAAAGAGAAUCUAAUGCUUGUAAGCAAGUUGAACAUGCUGUGCAAAUGGCAGAAGAGGCCAAUUUUGAAAAAACAAAGGCUCUAGUCCACUGUGAACAACUGAAAAGUGAGAUGGAACGACAGAAGAAUUAUCUUGAAAAAGAGUUGGCUGCCCAGCUACGUAAGAGGGCUGAUGAAAAAGAAGCACUGCGGCGAGAAAUGAAGAAGGAAAGGGAGGACUUGGAAGCAAUGGUGACAGCUUUGUCUAAGGAUGUGGCUGUUUCGGAGGCUCAAAUAGAGAGAAUUACAAGGGAAAAGAAUUCUCUAGUUAACCAGUUAGAAGAAUCACAGUGCCAGCUUGCAUCUCAUGAAAUGGAGAUGAAUAAGGUGUGUGGAGAAAUGCGCUAUCAGUUGAAUCAAACCAAAAUGAAGAAGGAUGAGGCAGAAAAGGAGCUCAGAGAGUACAGAACAAAAACUAUAAGGGAGCUUGAAAUUAAGGACCAGAAAAUAGAAAAACUGGGAUUAGAACUCAAUGGGAACAAACAGCGUUUGGAACAAGCCCAGCAGGAUGUGACAGAAGCCAGAGAGGAGUGCCUAAAACUGACAGAACUGCUGAGUAAAUCUGAGCACCAACUGCACCUCACCAGAUUGGAGAAAGAGAACAUUCAGCACAGCAUUAGCAAUGAAGCAAAGGCCCGAGCCCUUCAGGCCCAGCAAAGAGAGCAGGAGCUGACACAGAAGAUGCAGCAAAUGGAGGCCCAGCAUGAGAAAACUGUAGAAGAACUGGACUCAUUGCUGACCUCCCAGAAUACAUUCAUAGCAAAAUUAAAGGAAGAAUGUUUUGUGUUGGCAAAAAAGUUGGAACAAAUGUCAGAAAAAUACAGAUCUGAAGUCAACCAGCUUAGUCAGGAAAAAGAGUAUCUUCAUGGCAGAUUGGAGAAAAUGCAGAAACGGAAUGAUGAAUUGGACCAACAGUGUAUCCAGCAUGGGAGAAUACAUGAGAGAAUGAAGUCAAGGUUACAGCAGCUUGACAAGCACUGCCAGGUCACUGCCCAGCAGUUAGUGGAGUUGCUCAACAAACAGAAUCAGCUCUUCAAAGAGAAGCACCUGCUUACAGAAGAGGUGGAGUUUCUGCGAACACAGGGAAAAAAAUGGGAUGCAGAUCUCAAACAGGACACAGAUGGAAUGAAGUAAAAACCUGGAUGGAUAAAGAGAAAUGAGCAGAAGUCUGCUCUGCACCUGGCUGAAACUUGUCUGAGGCUCACCCAAAGACACCUCUGUAGAAAAGAGGCACACUUGCUAGCUCAUUUCAGCUGGUUUCUAUUUGGUUUUAACUACAGAAUCACAAAUAUUUUGAAGCCUUACCAGCCUACCAAACUUUCUAGGACAACAGCUGAGACUUUUCUGAAAAGACCAGGCUUGCAAGCCAGUUUUAACAGCUAUUAUGUGGUGUGGAUGUCAAUAAUUUGUACAAUGUUUAUAAAAUGUUUUUAUCUAUUUUCAUAAUUGAACAUACAUGUCUAUAUUAUUUACAGACUGAAAUAUCAAUAAACCUCAUAGGUUCUCUA